AUGCCCAAUCCUGACUCGUUUAGCGAUUCAGACCCGUCUGACACUGACGUGGCCGCUGUGGAUCUCAGCCUCCCCGGUCCUGAGGCUAGCCCGGGAACGCUUCGUAAGAGGCUUGAGGAUAUGCAGCUGCAGCUAGCAGCACUUGUCGUCGAUAAGGACAAGGCCGCCCGCGAGAAUGCCACUCUCGUGGCAGAGAACAUGGAUAAACGGGGCCGAGCAAAGAAAAGUGUAUCCAUGUCGAUCCCCGAUGCCGACGACGCGAAGGAGUUGGGAAAGAAGCUGGCCAUCAUGUGUGAAGCUUGGUCGGAUUCCAAUUCCUUCCUAAAGCCACGACCUGAUCUUCAUCCCAACUCCGAGGAACGCUACAGCACUUUCGAAACGUACAAGCUCGGCAUCACGUCUGCGAUCUACGACUUCUUACCAAAGAAGUACCACAGUUUCCUACAGUCACGAAAUGAUUGGUGUAGCCUGCUUCGUAGAAAGCAGGGAGAGGGUCGGGCGGACGCCCUCAAGUAUCUAAAGAGGGCCGCUCCUCUUAUCUUCAAGGAAUAUCCCAUCCCCGCGAGCGAUUGGGCCUCACCUGCCACACGAGCCAGCUCCACCAUCAUCCAGUCGCUACUCAAGUUUCCAGGUGAUAAAAAAUACCCUGAAGUUCCCCCUCUUGUCUACCCAAACCUUGAGGCGAGCCCUAAAAGGGUCUUUUGCAAUCCAAUAAUUGGCCGGGUUUUGCGGGUUAUCCUCUUCGGAUUCGCAUCACUCGAUAAACCCACGGUCCAUACGUCGACGCUCGGAAAACUGUGGGGCAUAAACGAGCUCACUCCGGCCUCUCUCGCGUUCGCAGUUAUUGCGGCCGUUUUUCUACUUUCACCUGACAGCUCACUGAACGAGACUGGCCUUGUUAGCCUAAUCCCCUACCGCGAGUAUUAUUACAAACUCAAAGGCACCCUCAUGCUCCACGCCGACUCAGCGCCCAUACGCAAGGCGUUUCGCAUCCAUCAAGAAAUUGUAUUCGCAGGAAUUACCUACGACAGCGCGGCAUCAGAGGCAGUGAACGCUGCCCCAGAAGGACAGCAUGGGGUCAGCUCCCUUUGCGAGGCCCUCCGGGAUAUCGAUAGCGACGACGACGACGACGAAACCAUUCUACACACAGGUACCAGGCAUGUCGAGCUCGAAACGUUCGACCUCAGCAAUGUAACGGAAAGUGACGGCGACGAACCGGCCGACCCACCCAUCGACGCAGCAUUUGCGGCCCCACUCGAACAGCCGACUCUCACUACCACACCUGCAGCACACGAUACCCCCAUCUCUGCGAAUCCUAAGAGGGGCGGGAACAAGAAGGGGCGCGUUGGUGGUCGAGGACGCGGCACAGGACGCGGUGCGAAUCAUGCUGAGGUAAAUCAAGACGUAGCCCCGCCCCGCCGUGUGAGUGGUCGUACACGUGCGUCCUAA
Molecule: messenger RNA, 1449 nt
Organism: Pleurotus ostreatus (oyster mushroom)
Lineage: Eukaryota; Fungi; Basidiomycota; Agaricomycetes; Agaricales; Pleurotaceae
Exons: 5
Coding region: 1-1449 (482 amino acids)
Source: RefSeq, a predicted model, not a curated record